Musca vetustissima is the source of this 2064-nucleotide messenger RNA. RefSeq names its product formin-binding protein 1-like (gene Cip4). Gene Ontology annotation, biological process: signal transduction. The coding region runs from base 1 to 2040 and encodes 679 amino acids. NCBI's taxonomy places the organism in Eukaryota, Metazoa, Arthropoda, Insecta, Diptera, Muscidae. The transcript has 10 exons. The record is from RefSeq and is a predicted model, not a curated record. Gene Ontology annotation, molecular function: protein binding.
AUGUCAAAUGAAGAUUUUGCAUUAUCAAGUCUCGCACAGUGUGAAUGUUCACGUAAACCUAACCCUAGCGAAGCUAAUUUAAUUGAUUUUCUUAAUGUUAUAAAUAAUUUAACUAAUUUACAUGUACGACGCCCUUUACUCACAUUGAAAGUAAAAUUCUAUUAUGCUAUAUCUAUUCAUUUUUAUUGUUUUUGUCUUGUAAUUCCCCUAUUCAUCAUUUCUUUGUUGUUUUCUAUUCCAUUUUUGCAGGAUCAGUACGACAAUUUAGCCAUACACACAAAUAAAGGCAUUGAAUUCUUGGACAAAUAUGCAAAUUUUAUACGUGACCGUUUAACGAUAGAAACAGAAUAUGCCGCCAAAUUAAGGCGUUUAGUGAAAAAUUAUCAGCCUAAGAAAAAAGAAGAAGAAGAUAACGAAUUCACAUCAUGGCAAGCUUUCCGUAAAGUUCUCAAUGAAAUCAGUGACUUGGCUGGACAACGGGAAGUUGUUGCUGAAUCCCUGCAAUUACAAAUUAUACAAGGCAUUUCAUUGCUGUCCAAAACUCUGCGGGAAGAGCGAAAAAAAUGCCUCUCCAAUGGUACAAUUUUACAUCAAAACCUCACCACACAACUGGCUGCAUUGGAACGGGCCAAACGUAACUAUGAGAAAGCUUAUCGUGAUUCGGAAAAAGCUGUCGAAAACUACAAAAAGGCUGAUAUGGAUCUGAAUUUAAGUCGAGCUGAGGUCGAACGUUACAAGAACAUUAUGACAGCCAAAAUACAACAGUCAGACGAUGCAAAGAAUGAAUAUGCCAAUCAAUUGCAGAAAUCAAAUAAUUUACAACAACAGCAUUAUCAUGAACUAUUACCGGAGGUAUUUAAUCGACUGCAAGAAUUGGAUGAAAAACGCACCCGAGGUAUACGGGAAUUUAUUAUUGGUGCUGCCGAUGUUGAAUCCUCUGUUGCACCCAUAAUAGCCCGGUGUCUGGAGGGUAUGGUAAAGGCCGGCGAAUCAAUCAAUGAAAAAGAAGAUUCAUAUAAGGUUAUCGAAAGAUAUCAAUCUGGUUUCACACCACCAGGCGAUAUACCUUUCGAGGAUUUGUCAAAAAUGGAUACUCUUGAUACAUCGCAAGAAUCCCAUUAUAAUCAUGUACAGUCGAGUCAUUUAACUGUUAAGGGUACCAUAAGUGCUAAUAAAAUUAAGAAGCGAGUGGGGAUAUUCAAUAUUUUUGGCAGUAAUAAGAAUUCUCUAACUGCGGACGGACAAAAGGAAGAUUUCAGUGAUCUGCCACCCAAUCAACGACGUAAAAAACUGCAAGCCAAAAUUGCCGAACUACAACAGAAGAUACAACAGGAAACGGCGGCACGUGACGGUCUCAUGAAAAUGAAAGUGGUCUAUGAAGCCAAUUCAUCGUUGGGCAAUCCCAUGACCGUUGAGGGACAACUCAAUGAAUCCGAACACAAGCUGGAGAAAUUAAAAAUGGAUUUGAAAAAAUAUCAAGGUUAUUUGGAGAAAGCCAAUCAAAUACCCAUUGCAAAUAAUAGCCCGCAAGCGAAUCGUACACACAGUAUGAACAAUGGCCAUCGAUCGUCAAGGCAUUCCAACGGUAGUACCGAGGACAACAAUUACGAUGGUGAUUUCCAACCAGACGAUGCUGGUAGUUUAAGCAGGUCAGAUUCUGAGGAUAAUGUGGCGCAAAUUCAAAAUGGCCAUAAUAAUAACAAUAACGGCAGUUCGGCAAGUCCUGAAAGUGGCUUGGGUACAUCACACACAUCAUUGCCCGGUUCGGGACAUGGUAGUACACACGAGAAUGCAAUGGGAGAAGAUGCCUAUUAUGAAACAGAAAUGGAACCUCUACAACCGCUAGGAACGUGUCGAGCUUUAUAUCCAUUCGAAGCCACAAGUGAAGGUAGCAUACCCAUGAGCGAAGGCGAAGAAUUACAAGUGAUUGAAAUUGAUCAAGGUGAUGGUUGGACGCGUGUGCGUCGCAUUAACAACACAAAUGGCUGGGAUGAAGGUUUUGUGCCCACAAGUUAUAUUGAAUGUACACUAUAUGCUUAAGUCAACCAACACACACCCACAACA